Acanthaster planci (crown-of-thorns starfish) is the source of this 6108-nucleotide messenger RNA. It is a transcript of the gene ttll7, whose product is annotated as tubulin tyrosine ligase like 7. Lineage: Eukaryota; Metazoa; Echinodermata; Asteroidea; Valvatida; Acanthasteridae. Gene Ontology annotation, biological process: microtubule cytoskeleton organization; protein polyglutamylation. The record is from RefSeq and is a predicted model, not a curated record. Gene Ontology annotation, molecular function: tubulin binding; tubulin-glutamic acid ligase activity. Gene Ontology annotation, cellular component: ciliary basal body.
GUCUGGUCUUCGUCGAUCGAGGCCAGACAUGUUUUUGUGUAUGUGCGACGCGUGUACCGUAUCCUCAUUAAUGCGUACCACUGCACUGGCUAUGUGAAUGGUGCAUCGACUGUAUUGUUCGGGUGUUUACAUUUAAGUACUGCAUACAUUUAUUGUUGCCGGUUUCGAUUGGUUUCAGGUUAAACUGUGCGUUUCAAGAUGGACGAGGAAGUUGACUGGGAACUUCUGACGUGAGUGAGGCGCCUCUUCGGUAUUUUUCUAGGGUGUGGAGCCUUGGAUGGGGAAGUGGAUGGGAUCCACAUGUAUUUGAUGCACCACUGGUAAUUGGGGUAAACACUUCACCUACCAAUCGUAGCACUAAACGACCCGGGACUGCAAAUACUUGAGGUGCUCUCCAGGCAUCCAAGGUUCAGGGCAGGAGAAACACUGAUCGCAUAGCUCAGCCUGCUUGUGGAGUGUUGCACAGAAACCCUCUACACAGGGAACCCCACCUUGUGGGUGUGCAUGCUGCGACUGCGGUCCCUUAAGAUCCCCCACAUUAAUUGUCCUUCUGACAGUACACGAGUCUGCUGCUUCAUAGGAACUGCUGAGUGGAUGGGUUACCAGGUGACGCAACUGGCCAUUCAGGUUACAUGUAGAUUCCUAGUUUACUUUUGACUGAUUGGAAUCGUACACUGUCUGGAAGAUCAGUUCAGCUGCAACCCCGCUUGAAGGCAAGAGAUGGGUGCCCUCUGGACCAGGUACAGCGCCAGUCCAGUUUGGGAGAGAAGUGCCCCGCACUGGAAAGAGUUUGCAAGCAUUCGGGACCUUCAGGAUUAGAAAAAGAUGUCUGGUGCUCUGUCUGACAAGAAGUCCUCGUCGAUGGACGGGGGACAGGAAGAGGAUGAGGAUAAGCAAAAGACAAUACAACCCAAGAAGAAAGUCAAGAAGAAGAGAACGCCCGUCGGAAUCAACGUGACCCUUACCAAAUACGAAGUGGUCCGUUCAGUGGCUUUGAAAUUUGGUGUACACUCAACCAAGGAAGAUGAUCAAAAUUGCUUCCUGUUCUGGAGUGACACAGCGCCACCGUCGGAGCAGAUCUCCCAGCUCAAGUCCUACCAACGAAUCAACCACUUCCCGGGGAUGGGGGAGAUCUGCCGUAAGGACUCGCUGGCGAGGAACAUGGCCAAAAUGGUACGAGCACAUCCCGACGAGUACAACUUUGUCCCAAGAACCUGGAUCUUCCCCUCCGAGUACAACUCCUUCCAGAACUAUUUCCAGGAUCUCAAGAAGAGGAAGAAGCAUCGGACUUUCAUCGUAAAGCCAGCGAAUGGAUCCAUGGGAAAUGGGAUUUCGCUGUACCGGAACGGAGAACGCAUCCCUCCUACAGAGAUGACUAUCGUUCAGGAAUAUCUAGACAAGCCGUUCUUAUUGGAAGGUUACAAAUUUGACUUGAGGGUCUACGUCCUCAUCUUGUCAUGCGACCCACUCCGAAUAUUUCUCUUCAACGACGGACUGGUACGAAUGAGCACAGAGAAAUACUGCAACCCAAAUGACAGCAACGUGGAUCAACUGUACAUGCACCUGACCAAUUACUCCAUCAACAAGAAAAGUGGAAACUUUGAGCGAAGCGAGGAUGUCAAUACAGGCAGUAAACGCUCCAUCAAAUUCUUGAAUGAGUACCUGCGGAAAAACGAUUACGACGUGACCCUCAUGUGGAAAAAGAUCGCUGACGUGAUCAUCAAGACGAUGAUCGUUGCCGAGCCCCACGUCCUUCAUUCCUAUCGCAUGUGUCGCCCCGGUCAGUCUUCGGGCGGCGAUAGUUGCUGCUUUGAGAUUCUUGGCUUUGACAUCAUGCUGGACCGCAAGCUCAAACCAUGGCUGAUUGAGAUUAACCGAGCGCCCAGUUUUGGCACGGACGAGAAGAUAGACUUUGACAUCAAGAAUGGCGUCCUGACCGAUACGUUCCGACUCUUGAACAUGAAGCAGUCGGACAAGAGGAAAGGUCUAGCUGCCCAGAAAGCUGAGGCCCAGAAACGGCUCUUCAGACCGGCCAAGAGACCUGGCGUUGAAGUCUCAGAAGAGGACAAGCAGAAGGCGGCCGUGGAGAAACGGAAGCAGGAAUUGAGGGAGAAGCUGGCGCAGGUGCGGCGAGACGGUGCCCGGGAGGACAACGAGAACCGCAACAUGGGCGCCUUCCGCCGCAUCUACCCACCCCUGGACAAGCUCAGCCAGGACAGGUACUACACGCUGCUGACCGACGCCUUCCAGCUCUUUCUGUCCGGCCGGGCAGCCGCCCUGCAGCGGGACGCCCUCAAUACCUACAAUACCAGUCUCAGGGAAGAGGAAAUCUUAGACAUGCUACAGCAGUGUGAUACCUCAGCAGGAGCUCUGGGAAUGGCAACCAGAGGUCCAAAGCCUCUGUCCAGUAUGCCAAGCAGUGCCGACCAAGUAGUGGAGGACGAGGAAGAGGAGUACGAUGAGAGCACGUCCUGCGAGCUCUCUCUAGCCGACUCCACCCACGAGUCUCUGAGCAGCACCAACUCCGCCCACAGCGGCCAGCACCCGCCCCCACGGCCCUCCCGUUCCCUCAGCCGGGCCACCCAGGCCUCGCCCACGCUCAAGCAGCGGCCACGCCCCCAGUCAGCCAAGGGGCUCCGGUCCCGGCCCCGGCCCCCGUCAGCCGUGAAGACGCCGUCGGGUGCAAGGUCGCAUUCCCUGACGAGACCCAUGUCGUCCGUCAAUCGUAAGCUGUCCGGAAUGAGUCUCAGCCAAGCAAUGGAUGAGGCACUGGCCACGGCGGCAGCUAAAGAGAGAGAGGAGGAAAUUACAAAGAGAACUCUAAAUGCCCUCAACGACAUGAGGAUCAAGUUCCCUGGCAAGACCGACGAGGAGGCCGAAUGGAUCUUGUCACAGAUUCAGGAAAAUUGGAAAUUCCACAAGCCACGGAUAGCAUCCUAUUGGCUGGUCAAGUUGGACUCCAUCAAGCGACGCAAGGUCAUCGACAUUGUCCGGACCAAUGUCCGAGCCCUCCUCCAACGAACAUGGCAUGCCAAUGACGUCGACAACCUUCGACUGUUUCGCAUCUUUGCCCGCGUCUUCAACAGACUUUUAUGGAGCCACGGCCAAGGGUUGUGGAACUGCUUUUCAAGUACAGGGAAUUCGUGGGAGAUGAUUUUCAGCAAGAGCUCUGACGUCAUUUCUAGCUCCGAGAUGAGCUGCUGCCGUCGGAUCGUCCAACUCUGCCAGGACUGCCUCCUGAUUGUCUACCAGUUUGCUGCCGAGGCCAAAGGUCAAGGGGCACCAGUUGCUAUGGGUGAUGGGCCAGUGCAGAGGCCAAUCCAACCGAGACCGUCUAGCCUCAGGAGGAGUACUGGGACAUGGAACAAAGCUGGCAGUCCAACCGUCAUGACGCCCAUCAGCCAACGCAUGUCGCGCCUCUACCCCAGCAUGUCCGUGGACAACUUAUGAGGAGGGAAAGUCGGUGAUUCCUCGAGAGGAGGCUAAGGAUGGUGACGCCUUGGGAGCAGACUAUGACUGCUGGUAUUCUGUCAUGUCAGGAGAAGGCAUUGUGAUGACGGGAACCAGGGAGAGAUGACAUUAGCAGUUUAACAUUCGGAAAAUUGUGGAUGCAUGUAACUGCUUCCGGAUGUCUUAAACAAACAGUUGUGGAAAUGGGGAAAGGUCUUUUGAAGGUGCAACCAUGGCCAGACACUGAGUAUAAGAGGAGAAACUGUUCUUAACAGUGCUUGUAUUUUUGAAGACACCUUUUGUAAGUAAAGGAAAGUUAAGAGUGAUAAACAGGGUGCAAACUUAGGAAACUUUUUAAGUCAUACACAAUACCACUUUGGUAUUUUUUUUCUAAUGAAAGACUUUCUAGGUUUAGUUUUUAGCAGCUGUAUGAAAUGUAGAUGUUGGAAACAGAAGCACAGUUACUGACCAACUUACAAGGUAUUAUGGCCAAAUAUCAUGGAGCUGCUCGACAGGAUAGCAUUGCUUAGCAGUUUUUUGUGCCAAGCAAAAAUGAACGAAGAGCCAGUCUGAAGUAAUACGCUUUGCAUAGCGCUUUGGCUGGUCACCCAUCUUUGCUAAGUGUAUAUUUUUCGUGCUUAGCAGCUGUGUGGAUUUGACCAUUGCUUGAAAGGCUAACAAUCACAGUCUUCAUUGAGUUACCUGAACCAUUGGUUUUGAGCACCAAAUCAGGGGUUUCAUUUAGACCAAAGCACGUCAGCAAUAAUUUCAUUAUGUUGUAAAUUGACCAAUCUGAAAAUGUCUCCUUUUUGGGAGGGGUUGAUAGCCAGGGUUAGAAAAACUUCUCCAACAAGUAAUGGUCGUUUCACCAAGAUUUGUGUUUCAAUUCUUGUUCCUGAAAACAUUCAAUUGAACCAUUCUUCAAAGAGUUGGGAAAGUCCAGACCUUGCUGCAAAAUUUGACUGUUGCUUCAUGAACUGUAUCAGCUAAACCCCCCUGAGCUGUAGCAGGUCAGAUGUCCAGUUUAAGUCGUCUCAGCUGCUUUUAGAUUUUAAGUGUGUGCAUACAGUGUGCACUUUCACGAAAAGGUACCACUUUGAAAGAGCAUUGGAUUUUCAGGACAGCAUAUACAGAACUACAGUGGAGCCACACCUAUAUGUCUUUUCUGAAGAAAUAGCUUGACUCUUGGCUGAAGUCAGUUGGUAAAUUGCAUUGAAAUUAUUUCGGGAAGGAGAAGAGAAUAUUACAACUUUACAUUUCAUCGGAACAUUUGCAAAUUUUUGUCCAAUUUGAAAUUUGACUCAGUGAUGCUUUAAUCGUGUGUAUUGCUGUUCAGUGGAACAGCUUGUCUGGUCUUGGGCAAAAGAUGUUCAGUUCAGAGAAGAUGUAACCCUGAACUUUCAUGGCAUGCAUAAUGACACAUCUUUUAAUUUGUGUGUGAUGGUUUAAAAUUUGAUUUUAUAUUUUACAAUGUGAUUAAAGAUUUAUCAUCAUUAUUGUAACUUGGUCGUCUUUCAUGUACAAAUGAAUAUAGAGAUGAAUGGUAUUUUUUUAAUCAUUUCAAAGGAUAAAAAUUAAGGUUUAGAAUUAAACUGCAAAUUUAGCCGUGUGUUUACUUUCAGGUAAUGGAAAUUUAAUCGCUAACUGGGUGAACUUAAGUUUAAGUUGUAACUUAAUCAUAAAAGUCACAUUUUCUACAAACUGGAAAUGACGACCUGUAAUUUAAUAAACUAUUUUGUUUUGUAUAGUUAAUUGCUUUUCCUUGCUGAAAGGAUUUCUCAUUGAAAUGGGGAAUUUCUGGAAAUUAUGAGUUCACUAUUUAAAUAAGUUGUAUAAAGUAAACAUUUGAACAAAGCCUUGAACAUAGCAUUGCAGAACAAUACAUUGAAUGAUAGAAGUAUUGUUUCCAGGCUUAGAAACUAAAAUGAGUCCCACUUGCACCUUUCCCUGAAAUUAUGAUUUCACUGUUUUGGUUAAAUCGGUAUUUCACUUUGAUUUACUUAUUACAUAAAUUGGAUACACUAACAAAAUCCACAGAAUAUUAAAAUACAAUGAGUUUGUUUGGCCAUACGCUUAGAGCUCCUCAGAAGAGGAGCAAGUCUGCUCCACACCAGUCAGAACUAAUGUAUACCCCACAGAAAUGUGGCUGGUAUCCUGUUGUUGCUAAGCAGAUAUUUUGUGUCAUUACUGAUGAAAGAAAUUCUAAGCAGUUUUGUGAAAUUGGUCAGUUUAGCUGUAAUACUAGAUUAACUUAUUGAGCACUUUGUAUUUUGUUAACCUACUCCAACUUCGAGUUUAUAGUUGUUGGUAAGUAUUUGUAAAUAAUGUUUGAAAACCUCUGCACAAGCUCAAAUACUCAUUUUCCAAAAAAAAUAACAGAUUUUUAUUCUGUCUACUUUCUAAUAAUUUAACAAUGCCAGUUUUGAAGAACCUAUUUUGAAAAUUGAACAGUUUUACGGCGUAUUGUUGGCUAUACAGUUGGCUAUACAAUACAUGCAAUUUUUUAAAAUGAGACCAGACAUUUUACAAUCAGUUAUACAUGUAUUUUUAUGCCAUAGAGUGGCACAAUUUUUUUAUCUUGAGGUCUUCAUAAUGGGACCCUUUCAUUUACAUUUUGAAAAGCUUUAAUGGUUGCAUUAAAUAUUUUUCAGACAUUUA